Oncorhynchus nerka (sockeye salmon) is the source of this 2732-nucleotide messenger RNA. Its product is annotated as choline O-acetyltransferase-like. Gene Ontology annotation, molecular function: choline O-acetyltransferase activity. The transcript has 13 exons. NCBI's taxonomy places the organism in Eukaryota, Metazoa, Chordata, Actinopteri, Salmoniformes, Salmonidae. The coding region runs from base 69 to 1892 and encodes 607 amino acids. Gene Ontology annotation, cellular component: neuron projection; cytoplasm. Gene Ontology annotation, biological process: acetylcholine biosynthetic process; neuromuscular synaptic transmission. The record is from RefSeq and is a predicted model, not a curated record.
UGAACUUCAACCAACUCUUGAGGGUUUUCAAAUUACUUUCACCUGACUGAUCCAGACCGGGUAACAGCAUGCCUGUCGUGGAGAGAGAGCCGCCGAAAGGCCGCAGGGAAAGCUAUGUCCUGCCCAAGGUGCCUGUCCCACCCCUGAAGCAGACCCUGGACAUGUACCUGACCAGUAUUAAACACCUGGUGAAGGAGGAACAGUACCAGAAGACUAAAUCCAUCGUGGAGAAGUUUGGAGAACCAGGCGGCACUGGAGAGCUGCUGCAGGACAAGCUACUGGAGAAGAGCAUCAACACACACAACUGGGUAUAUGACUACUGGCUUGACGAUAUGUAUUUGAAUCAGAGAUUGGCCCUACCAGUCAACUCCAAUCCUGCCAUGGUCUUCCCAAAACAAGACUUUAGAGAUCACAAAGACUCACUCAAAUUCGCUGCUCACCUCAUCACAGGAGUUCUGGAGUAUAAGAAACAUAUUGACACACGGGCGUUGCCCGUGGACUUUUCUCGGGGCCAGCUGGCUGGAACCCCUCUGUGUAUGAAGCAGUACUACCGUCUCUUCAACACAUACCGUCUGCCCGGCCUCAAGAGGGACACCCUCGUCAUCCACGAGACUGGGUCCACUGAGCAGGAGCACAUCAUCGUUGCAUGCAAGAACCAGUUCUUUGUGAUGGACCUAGUGGUAAAGGAGAAAACACUGAGAGAAAUGGACAUCUCAAGCCAACUGGAGAAGAUCGUAAAGAUGGCAGAGAACACGGAGGAGAGACAGCCUCCUUUUGGUCUGCUGACGUCAGAUGGAAGAACAGAAUGGGCCCAGGCUAGAGACGUGCUCAUUAAAGAUUCAGUUAACAGAGAGUCGUUGGCUGUGAUCGAGAAGUGUCUGUGCGUGGUGUGUCUAGACGACCCCAGUGGGAUGGAGGUUGGGGAUACCAGCCGAGCCCUGCUGAUGCUCCAUGGAGGAGGCCAUGAGAAGAUGGGGGCAAACCGCUGGUAUGACAAGCCAAUGCAGUUUGUUGUAGGGGAGGACGGAGUCUGCGGCACGGUGUGCGAGCAUUCACCCUUCGAGGGAAUAGUUCUCGUGGCGUGUACCGAAUACCUGAUGAAAUUCAUGACAGGAAGUCCCUCCAAGAUAGGGAGGGCCACCAGCGUGUCGGAGCUUCCUGCUCCUCGCAGACUGCUCUGGAAGACCACGCCCCACAUCCAGGGCCUCCUGAAGGCUUCUGCUGAGAGACUGCAGAGGCUGGUUAGAGAUCUGGACAUGGAUGUACACAAGUUUGAGGUCUAUGGAAAAGAAUUCAUCAAGAAGCAGAAGAUGAGCCCAGAUGCGUACAUACAGGUGUCUCUACAACUGGCAUUUUACAGACAGGAUUCAGAAAAGAUUAAACGAUUGUGGGAUGCGAUUAAUGCCCAGACAAAUUCCACAAUUGCAGCUAUUACAGGGAUGGGAAUAGACAAUCACCUUCUAGGACUCAGAGAGAUCUCACAGGAGAUCCAUAUGGAGAUGCCAGAGAUCUUCACAGAUGAAACCUACGUGGCCAGUAACCAGUUCAUUCUAUCCACCAGUCAGGUCCCCACCACAGUGGAGAUGUUCUGUUGUUACGGCCCGGUGGUUCCUAACGGUUACGGGUGCUGCUACAACCCACAGGAAGACCACCUCCUCUUCAGCGUGACCAGCUUCCACGGCAGCACCGAGACCAGCUCGGCCGUUUUUAUCAAGGCUCUGGACGAGGGCCUCGUAGAGAUGAGGGAUCUGUGCAAGACGAGCAAUAAGCCUCCGAGCAACGCUGCUGCUGCCUCGAAGGCGGUUGAGAAAAGCCAAGGAGCUGGCAGCAAGCCUCAGAGCAACACUGCUGCUGCCUCGAAGGCGGUUACACCUCAGAAAACAGGGAAAUAAGUAAUACUGAGAUAUCAUUACGGUGUCCGUAUUUGACCAGCCUCAGUAGUCACACUCAACUUCCCACAGAUUACGGUGUCCAUAUUACAACAUCCUCAGGAGUUACACUCAACUCCUGACACGUGUCCAGGUACGUGGUGAAAGUAGCGUUAGCUAGUUGUCCUGUGUGUAUAUUUUGGUGUUUGUGCGAUAAAAGUUGAUGUUUCUACGACUUUAUCUCUCGAGUCAAUAUGAAUCGUUAACUAUGUAACAAUGUACAUUAAAACUAAAUAAGGAAGGAAACAUAUAGAUGUAGAAAAUACGAUGUAGACGCUCUCAUUCACCAUCGGUACUCUGUGGGAGUCUAGACAGAGCACAGCUCACUAGUCUGGUAAAUAGGAAACUAAAGCCAUGCCGGCUAUUUCAGCACUGUAGUGACGGACAGCUCCUCUUACUUACUCCUGAAUGAUCUCAGCGUAUGUAGGCUCAACGUACUGUUUAUUCAGCUUUGUCGAAACAACUCCUAAAUAUAUAUAUAUAUAUAUAUAUAUAUAUAUAUACCGGAAUAUAUCGUUAUCAAUAUAUUCACAUUUAUCGUGCAAACAUUGAUCAUAUUGUAACUAAUGGGAUUCAUGUCCGGACGGCAACCUAACCCAUAGGGAAAGAGCAAAAGUAGGAACUAGGUUUAAUAUCAUCACUAUAAUGAUGCUGCCAAAGAGGGAUAUCUAUCUAGUAAAGUCUAAAGCAGGGCUCUCCAACCCUGUUCCUGGAGAGUUACCCUCCUGUAGGUUUAUAUCAGGGCUCUCCAACCCUGUUCCUGGAGAGGUACCCUCCUGGAGGUUUUAACUCCAACCCUGUUCC